Molecule: messenger RNA, 1981 nt
Organism: Capsicum annuum
Lineage: Eukaryota; Viridiplantae; Streptophyta; Magnoliopsida; Solanales; Solanaceae
Exons: 2
Coding region: 128-1789 (553 amino acids)
Source: RefSeq, a predicted model, not a curated record
CAGCUGUUUCUUGCUCAUAAAAAUUUCACACCAUGUUAAGGCCCUUAUUGUCCUACAAAUACUCCUUACAACCUACUAGACAAAACAAAGGAAAAAAAUCAUUGUUUCUUCUCUUUUAAGUGCGGAAAUGGAAGAAAAUACUUAUGAGGUAGAAAGCGCUUCAACUCGUAGGCCAAGAUCAAUGGAAGAUGAAGAGGACAUAUCUCAACAAGAUGUUCAUACAGUAGGGAUGAAACUCCAGAGGGAUGAUCGUCAGGAGGAUUAUAGAGGAUCACAUACCGGAGAUAAUCAGGAGAUGAAGCCAACAAAAACUGAAGUUUUUGGAUGGCAUGUGUAUGGGAUGUGCUCCUACUUCAUUCACACUGUGUUGAUUCCAAUUGUUUUUCCACUCAUAGUGAGCCAGACUUUGUAUUGGCCACAACAGCCUCAGCUUGGCAUUGUAAAGAACGCCAAGGGAUUGGAGUGCAGACAAAAGGAAUUAGAACUGUAUGAAAUGCUAACAAAACACAGAAUAAAUCUCUCUGGUGUUGAGUACUCAGCACUAGAAUGGACCUCAAUAUCUUGGAUCAUUGGCCUAAUUAUAGCAGCACCAGUUCUUGGAUUACUUUCGAUCCACCUAGACUAUGGCAGGAACCAACAGCUCAUUGCAGCCGCAUCAACAGCCAUAGGAGCUUGUUUCUGUCUUCCGGCAGGAUUUUUCAAGACCAGAUGGAUCUUUCCACCCUAUAUUGCUGCUAUUGUUGCUGCCAAUACCAUUGCCACGUCCUGUCACGCCCGCCAUCUUGGCCUAAUGGUACGAGGCCUCGUUGGUUCACCUAUCAGAAAAAGCCAAUUUCCUGAUAGAAAAGCUGUUGCUAGUUGGCUUUCACUUCAUUCCACUGCAGCUGGCUGCUUAGGUGCUGCUAUUAUGUCUGCUUUUACUUAUCAUAUGCUCAGGAAGUCUGAUAGCUUUACUAGCUUGUGGGUUGUGUCUAUCUUUAGUGGCCUAAUUUGGUUUAUUGGAAUGUUUCACAUUGCUACCUCAAAUAGGCCUGGUCAAAACGCAAACUUGAACCCGAGUUAUGCUCCGAGAACUCAUGUUGUUUCGAUUUUCAAGUACCCUCAUGCAGCUGGAAGUCUUGGUGGAGUUUUCCUGUCAUCUUUCACAACAAUGUGCAUUUUCACAGCAGGGGUUCUUUAUUCGAUCGGAGACCUUUGCAUACCACCAGUAAACAUAUUAUACAUCUGGCUCACCUAUUUCAUAUUUCCAUUAGUGUCCCUUCCACUUACUCAUCCAUUCCAGCAACUAAUAAGGGCUGAUGCAGUGAAAAUGCAACUUCUUGGAUUCAUACUAUCAGCAAUAGUCUCAGGAUUCGGAUUCUACUAUCGCCACGACAAUUGGAAUAGAGUUCACAUAUUCAUUUUUUCUGCAGUACAAACAACUGCCACAGGACUGCUACAUGCAUUUGGUAGAGUCCUUUGGCUAGAUUGCUCACCGUCAGGUAAAGAAGGUGCUUUCUCAGUUUGGUUCUCCUGGGCAAGAGCCUUAGGGACAUGUGCUGGUUUUGCACUAGCAUCAAGUUCACCUCAAAAGAUUGAAAUGUCAUUUGGAGUUGCAUUUUGUGCUGCAAUUCUUGGAAAAAUCAUACUCAUCUUUGGGAAUAUCAGUAACUUUGGAGGUGCAAAAGCUGCUGGACAUGUUAAAGAGUAUAGUGAAAAAGGUUCCCCAGUGCCUACUAGCUUGGAUUUUGGUGUUGAAGUCAAGGAGCCAGUGUCAAUAGAAGUUCAACAACUAAAAAUUCAAGUCUAAUAAUGUAUUUUAAUGCUACUAAUAAUUUUUUUGUGCUUUUUUUUUGUUCAUUUUUUUGUAUGUUGUGUUGAUCUUUUUGCUUGGUCGUUUCAAAAGAACAUUUUUGCUUACAUUCCUGGAUGAACAAAGUGUAUGUAGAAUCUACUCAAUUCAGUAUGUAUCUUGGAUUUUAUCUCAAAAUUUAUCGUUCUU